UCCGGCUCCGCCCCGUUUUCCCGCACCUCGCCCCUCCCCCCGCCGCGUCCCGCAGCCCCGCGGCCGCGCUGCAGAGUCGGGCUCUUUCGGUUCAGGCUUGUGUAGAGCAAGGUGGAGAGAUUGGACUUUGCAGUGGCAGCAGCAUCUCUGCCGUUUGGGACCUGGAGGAGGGCGUCCCCAUCCCGGGGGGAGCAGCGGAUCCGCCCUGACCUAGCCCGGCCCUGCCUAGCCCAGCCUGGCCUGAGCGCCCCGCCCAGGAGCCGGCUCUGAGGCAGGGGCCGCUGAGGUCAGGGAGCCACCAUGGACAAGAUCCUGGAGGCGGUGGUGACAUCGUCGUACCCAGCAAGUGUGAAGCAAGGAUUGGUGCGGCGCGUGCUAGAGGCAGCGCGGCAGCCGCUGGAGCGAGAGCAGUGCCUGGCGCUGCUGACGCUGGGCGCACGCCUCUACGUGGGUGGCACCGAGGAGCUGCCGCGUCGCGUGGGCUGCCAGCUGCUGCACGUGGCUGGCCGCCACCACCCCGAAGUCUUCGCUGAGUUCUUCAACGCGCGCCGCGUGCUGCGUCUGUUGCAGAGUGGCGCCGGCCCCCCGGGCGCCCGCGCUCUCGCCUGCGUGCAGUUGGGUUUGCAGCUGUUGCCCGAGGGACCCGCGGCGGAUGAGGUGUUCGCGCUGCUGCGUCGCGAGGUGCUGCGCACGGUGUGCGAACGCCCGGGGCCCGCAUCCUGCGCGCAGGUGGCGCGGUUGCUGGCGCGACAUCCGCGCUGCGUGCCCGAUGGACCGCACCGCCUCCUCUUCUGCCAGCAGUUGGUGCGCUGCCUCGGCCGCUUCCGCUGCCCGGCCGAGGGCGAAGAGGGCGCCGUGGAGUUCCUGGAGCAGGCCCAGCAGGUGAGCGGGCUCUUGGCGCAGCUAUGGCGCGCGCAGCCCGCAGCCAUCCUACCCUGCCUCAAGGAGCUGUUCGCAGUCAUCUCCUGCACAGAGGAGGAGCCGCCAUCUAGUGCCCUGGCCAGCGUGGUCCAGCACCUUCCAUUGGAACUCAUGGAUGGCGUCGUCCGGAACCUCAGCAAUGAUGACAGCGUGACAGAUUCUCAGAUGCUGACCGCCAUUAGCAGGAUGAUCGACUGGGUGUCCUGGCCCCUGGGGAAGAACAUUGACAAGUGGAUCAUUGCAUUGCUGAAGGGCCUGGCCGCUGUUAAGAAGUUCAGCAUCUUGAUCGAGGUUUCGCUCGCCAAAAUUGAGAAGGUCUUCUCCAAGUUGCUGUACCCCAUUGUCCGUGGAGCCGCCUUGUCUGUCCUCAAGUACAUGCUCUUGACUUUCCAGCACUCACAUGAGGCCUUCCACCUGCUCCUUCCUCACAUUCCCCCCAUGGUGGCCUCUCUGCUCAAGGAGGACUCGAACUCGGGGACCAGCUGCCUGGAGCAGCUGGCAGAGCUGGUCCACUGCAUGGUGUUCCGGUUCCCAGGCUUCCCGGACCUGUAUGAGCCCGUCAUGGAGGCCAUCAAGGACCUCCAUGUUCCCAACGAAGACCGCAUCAAGCAGCUGCUGGGGCAGGAUGCCUGGACUUCACAGAAGAGCGAGCUGGCUGGCUUCUACCCCCGGCUCGUGGCCAAGUCAGACACGGGCAAGAUUGGUUUAAUCAAUCUGGGCAACACAUGCUACGUGAACAGCAUCCUUCAGGCCUUGUUUAUGGCUUCCGACUUCAGACACUGCGUGCUCCGUUUGACUGAGAACAACUCACAGCCCUUGAUGACCAAGCUGCAGUGGCUCUUUGCCUUCCUAGAGCACAGCCAGCGGCCUGCCAUUUCCCCAGAGAACUUCCUCUCUGCUUCUUGGACACCCUGGUUCAGCCCCGGCACCCAGCAGGACUGCUCAGAGUACCUGAAGUACCUGCUGGAUCGGCUGCACGAGGAGGAGAAAACCGGGGCAAGGAUCUGCCAAAAGCUCAAGCAGUCCACCUUGCCCUCCCCGCCUGAGGAGCCCCCUAGCCCAAGUUCAACCUCAGUGGAGAAAAUGUUCGGAGGCAAGAUUGUGACUCGGAUACGCUGUCUUCGCUGCCUCCAUGUCUCCUCCAGGGAGGAGGCCUUCACUGACCUCUCCCUUGCCUUUCCUCCUGCUGAGCGCUGUCGCCGCCGCCGCCUAGGCUCAGUGAUGCUCCCUACAGAGGAGGUCCGAGCCCGGGACCUCCCACCACAACCCCGAUUCCAGAUCCCAAGCCAGGAGGGUCCUCGGAGGCAAAGGAAACAUUGCAUCACAGGGGACGCCCCUCCCACCAUCCUGGACAUUGCCAGCCUGGGCUCCCCGGGGCCUGUGGGGCAAAGCAGUCAGGAAGAACAGGUGGAGAGGGAGGAGGAGCCAGCAGAGGAGGAGGAGAAAGAAGUGGGAAAGGAAGAGGAGGACGAGGAAAGGAUGAGGGAGAAGGAGGAAGAGAAGGAGAAACAGGUGGAGAAGGAGGAAGAGAAGGAGAAACAGGUGGAGAAGGAGGAAGAGAAGGAGAAACAGGUGGAGAAGGAGGAAGAGAAGGUGCAGAAGGAGGAAGAGAAGGUGGAGAAGGAGGAAGAGAAGGUGAAGGAGAAAGAGAAGGUGGAGAAGGAGGAAGAGAAGGUGGAAAAGGAGGAAGAGAAGGUGGAGAAGGAGGAAGAGAAGGUGGAGAAGGAGGAAGAGAAGGUGGAGAAGGAGGAAGAGAAGGUGGAGAAGGAGGAAGAGAAGGCAGUGAAGGAGGAAGAGAAGGCGGAGAAGGAGGAAGAGGACGUGGUGAAGGAGGAAGAGGAGGUGGAGAAGGAGAAGGCAGAGAAUGAGAAGGAGAAGGAUGAGGACAGCCAAGGACUCAGCACCCACAGAGAUGCCGCUCCCUCUGGGGAGCAGGUGUGUGGCCCUGAGGGCUCCCGCUCAGUCCUGGACCUGGUUAACUACUUCCUGUCUCCUGAAAGGCUGACAGCUGAGAACCGCUACUACUGCGAUUCAUGUGCCUCCCUGCAGGAUGCUGAGAAGGCAGUGGAGCUGAGCCAGGGGCCACGCUACCUCAUCCUGACACUGCUGCGCUUCUCCUUCGACCUGCGCACCAUGCGGCGCCGUAAGAUCCUGGAUGACGUCUCCAUACCCCUGCUGCUCCGCCUGCCACUGGCAGGUGGCCAGGGCCAGGCCUAUGACCUCUGCAGUGUCGUGGUACAUUCUGGCGUGUCCUCAGAGAGCGGCCACUACUACUGCUAUGCCCGAGAGGGGGCUGCUCGCCCACCCCCUUCUCUGGGAACUGCCGACAGGCCAGAGCCUGAGAACCAGUGGUACCUGUUUAACGACACUCGGGUGUCCUUCUCCUCCUUCGAGUCAGUCAGCAACGUCACCUCCUUCUUCCCUAAGGACACUGCCUAUGUGCUGUUUUAUCGGCAGCGGCCCGGAGAGGGGCCUGAGGCUGAGCCUGGCUCCCCCAGGGUGCGAGCGGAGCCCACCCUUCACAAGGACUUGAUGGAAGCCAUUUCCAAAGACAACAUCCUUUACCUGCAGGAGCAGGAGAAGGAGGCACGGAGCCGGACGGCCUACAUCUCUGCACUCCCUGCAUCUCCUCACUGGGGGCGGGGCUUUGACGAAGACAAGGAUGAGGAUGAAGGGUCUCCAGGGGGCUGCAACCCUGCAGGUGGCAAUGGUGGUGAUUUCCACAGACUUGUCUUCUAAUGUGAACUCUGCCCCCCAGCCUGCUUCUACCUGUGGGGGUACCACAGCCAACCUCAGGGGAGGCCUUGACCCCUUCCUUCUGGGAGCCAGGUGGGGAACCCAGGUCCCAGGCAGAGGGGCUCGGCAAGGUGGGGUCUGAGGCGGGCUGUGGAGGCAGACCUAGUCCUGAGGGUCUGGAGGGAGACCCUUCUAAGGCCAGGAAGGAUGGAGCAGGAACUUCUGGAACACUGGUCCUCAGCCUGAAGGGUAGGUGGAGACACUAUGAUAUGGAGGUGAGAUCCAAGCCUCUUACGCUGGGGCUCAGGCCCUGAUACUGGAAUCAGCCCCAUUAAGAUUUUACACCCAAGUGUCCUGGUCAACUUGAAGCAGCUUAGAUGGACACUCUCUGGGCUUUGCUCUUCCCGCUGCUCCCCUAGCAGGCAACUGGUACUGGAAUAUAUGAUUACGUUCCGGAAACAGAGGGCUGAAUAGCUCUAGUGUUCUGCCAUCAAGUAGCAUUUCCCUUCCAGCUCCUUUCAAAUACCUUUAUUGCUCUAUAGUAUAAAAUGCAGAGCAGGAUCCAAACCCCUGCACAAAGAAGGGGGCUGUGUGCCGCACCUCUGGCCUUCCUUUUGUUUUUCUGCCUCAAUCAUACCCAAAUGGCUGGGCCAAGAGACCCUGGGUCACAGAGGGGUUUUCAGAGGCAAACCGUGUGAGUGCCUGCAGCAGUGGUACCUUUCUGAGGGGAAUGUAGGUGAGAAGCAGCUUGUCACAGGAUCAGAGACUGAGAAUCGCCAUCUGGUCCCCCUCCCCUAUACCAAGCAAUGAUAGUAGAAGGGAGGAUAGCCCCCCUCAAAGUGGGAGGCCCUUAAUCCCAAACUUCCUCUCCCCUAGACUGCCUCAGUGCCUGAGAUGCCGCCAUUUGCGUUCUCCUUCUGGUUAAGAUAGAGAGUCCUUAUUUUACUGCAGAUGUAUUUGUGUUUAUCUUGAAGCCAUUGUCCAUUCUGAGGAAAGCUGGCUGGCUCAGCUUCUCUGGUCAGUUGGCCACACGAGUGGUGAGAGUAGGGUUGUGGACUGGAGUUGGGGCAUUGAUGUGGCCCCCUGAGAGGUGGGUGGGGGUGGGGUCAGUGAAGACCAGAUGUUAACUUCAUGUGCCCCAAUAACUGCUAUAGCCUCUUCUGAAUGGAGAGCAGACACCCAGGUUCUCCAACAGGAAUAAAAAUAAGUUCUCUGAA
Molecule: messenger RNA, 4874 nt
Organism: Loxodonta africana (African savanna elephant)
Lineage: Eukaryota; Metazoa; Chordata; Mammalia; Proboscidea; Elephantidae
Gene: USP35
Product: ubiquitin specific peptidase 35
Exons: 11
Coding region: 301-3660 (1119 amino acids)
Biological process (GO): protein deubiquitination
Cellular component (GO): cytosol; nucleus
Molecular function (GO): cysteine-type deubiquitinase activity
Source: RefSeq, a predicted model, not a curated record